Messenger RNA from Gambusia affinis (western mosquitofish), 4049 nucleotides. RefSeq names its product RNA-binding Raly-like protein (gene ralylb). The record is from RefSeq and is a predicted model, not a curated record. Lineage: Eukaryota; Metazoa; Chordata; Actinopteri; Cyprinodontiformes; Poeciliidae. Bases 1188 to 2066 code for a protein of 292 amino acids. Gene Ontology annotation, molecular function: RNA binding. Gene Ontology annotation, cellular component: nucleus. The transcript has 9 exons.
CUGUGCAUGUUCAAAAUGCAGCAGAGAAACGUAAAACCAGCUCAGUUGUAACCGUAGCAUGAUAAGGCGUGCAUCUUUCUUUCUUUUCCCUUUUCUUUUUUUUUUUUUCUUUUUUUUUUUUUUUCUGCUUCCCCGUACUUUUGUAAGAAGCCAAGCCUUUAUAGGAGAGCAUUCGGCAUCAUCAGCUGUUCCAGGUUGGACUCUCAUUGCUGGAAGUCGGAGCUGAAGGAGUCACAUGACAGAACUGGAGGCAGGGAGCUAGAGAGAGGAAAAGGCACAGCAUUCCGCCUCGCACCGCCAUACUGUAGCCUCUUUUGAGCCAUUUCACAUUUUUAUUGCAACAUUUUACUCCCGCUCGGUGAGUACACUUCCACUGGCUAUUUUUUUUCUGUUUUUCUAAACAAACAUUUUUUUUGGUCUUCUAAAUUUACCCCCUUCUUUUUCUUUUUUCCUUUUUUUUGGGUUGUUUUUCCUCCUUUUGCUGGUGUUUGAAUUGAGCAUUUGCCGUGCUGGUUUCAAGCGUUUUUUCCCCCCCACCUCUACAGUCAGUCCAUCCAGGCUUCAAGUUUUCAGCAUGCGGUGAUUCAGAUCGAGAGGGUUUAAAUUGAAGGAAAAAAAAGAAAAGAAAGAAAACGAGUGCGUUAUCGGUCUCUGAGAAAGCAUCUCACUUUGCUUGCAGUUUUGCAGAAACCGAGCAGAUUUGAUCAGUACAGAGAUUUUUCUUUUUCCUGCGCAUUUACUGGUGGGUUUUGGGACAUUUUUUUUUUAUUAUUUUGAUUUUUUUUGUUGUUGUUUUCUGUCGACUUUUGCUGUGGCUUUGGUUUGCAUUUUGGCAGUGUGGUUUGUGAUUUUGAUGAAUCUCACCGGUGAAACCUCUCGCUUUUACUUUGCUCUUUUCUUUAUCUUUUACAAAAAAAAGAAACAAGGCAAUCCUUUUUAAAUCCCCUCUCUGGCGUUUUAACCUGACACUUUUCUUGCAGCUGAGCUCACAGGUUUGUGCUUUUUGUUUUAUCUCUUUUUUUCCCCCCUAUUUCCUGUUGUACUCUUGCAGAUGGCAGUGUCAAGUAUUUUUGGAUGUAAUUUUUUCUUACUAGAUUCUUGGGAGAGUUCAGUGCGUUUUUCUUGUUUUCUAUUUCAACGAGGAUGAACAGACAUUUUCCCACUUGCAGGAGGGCAACUGGAGGAGAAUGACUGGUAAAACCCAGACCAGCAACGUGACCAAUAAGAAUGAUCCUCGCUCCCUCAACUCCAGAGUCUUCAUCGGGAACCUCAACACAGCCAUCGUUAAGAAGACCGACAUAGAGGUCAUCUUCGCCAAGUACGGGAAGAUAGUGGGUUGCUCUGUGCAUAAAGGUUACGCGUUUGUACAGUACAUAAACGAAAGGAACGCCCGGGCUGCCGUGGCAGGAGAAAACGCCCGGAUCAUUGCUGGACAGCCUCUAGACAUAAACAUGGCGGGCGAGCCCAAGCCUUACAGGCCCAAAGGCGGCUCCAAGCGGCCGCUCUCGGCUGUUUACAGCGGUUACGAGUUUGAUUACGAAUACUACAGGGAUGAUUUCUACAGCAGGCUUUUCGAUUACCACGGCAGAGUGGCCCCCCCACCCAGAGCUGUGAUCCCGCUGAAACGCUCCAGGGUCCUCGCUCCUUCCUCUCGCCGUGGGAAGACUUCCUUCCCUGUCAAAACAUCCUCCUCUUCUUCCUCUUCAUCCUCCAGACCUCCAACAUCAUCCUCCUCCUCAGGUGUCAAAUUGAAGACGGACCAGCUCCAGACCAUUAAACGAGAGCUCACCCAGAUCAAAAUGAAGAUCGACUCUUUACUGGGACGCCUGGAGAAGAUUGAGAAGCAGCAGAGGACAGAAUCCGAGGCUCAAAGAAAAUACGAAGACAACUGCGACUCCCUGCAUGAGGAGUCUGUGUCGGAGACAGCAGAAAACUCUGGGGAGGAGGCAGGCGAAGGGGCACUGGACGUGGAGGCGGGCGAGAUGACCGAUGGAGGGGAGGACGACUACGACGAGGAGGGCAGCCACCAUCUGAUAGAGAACCACGUAUCGGACAUCGACAACUGAGAUAAGGGCAAAGAAGCAAGCUCUCCUGGUUGUAGGUUUUAGAUUUCAUCAUCACCUUCAAGAGGCAGAAUAAAAGGAAUUUGUGAAAGAUGAGGAUUCGGGGACUGUAAGUUGUGUUUUGGAGAUGCCAAGUCGUGUUUGCAGCGCAAACUGUUAAAGUAAAAUUUACCCAAGACCUGUUUUAACGUUUCUCUCCUGGAGUUUACAUCAAAAAGCAGCUUAUAUCACACGGCACGAAAGGAAACAGGAAGAUUUAUAAAUAUUUGUUGAUGCUUUUAUGAAAUGUGCUUGCGCUGUAAUCUUACUACUCCUUUCUUUAAGCGUUUUUAUUUCUCAAACAUCAAAUGUAUAAGUGAAGGUAAGGACAAUCUCCGGUCGCAGAGUGGUGUUCAGAAAAUAAAUGAGACGCCGCCGCCACCGCCGUCUGCUUUUGGAUUUGGACUCAUGCAUAAGCCAAUAGCUGUGAGCAAAACGCCAUCCAGCUUUAUCCAUUUAUCACACAAGCGUCCCUGUGGGGCUGUUCCACCGUGCAUCUCCGCUCCUGCCAAGUUUCAGAAGCAGCGAGGGCUUCCUGUGGCGGAGCGAGCCAAGCCUGGCAGGGACCUCCUGAUGGGGAAGCAGGGGCCCACUCGGCCCCAUGCAUCCCAACAUGCACUGCUGCUGUUCUCCCGCUCCAUCUCCGACAUUCUGCACUGAUUCACAGCGUCUCAUUCAGGCGAGAGAGCGAAGCAGGAGCUUUCAAAAUGAUCGAGGGUUUGAUUUUGUUGUUUUUUUCAUGUUACAAUCAUAAGUUUCUACAACGGAGUGUAAGGGCCAAACUAAGAAAAUCCAAAAAUACAUGUUACGAGAAUAAAAGUCAUAAUAUUGUGGAAAUAAACAACAUUAAAGUUGUAGUGUUAUAAGAAUAGUUAUAUUACUACUUUAUUCACAUAUUAUUUCAACUUUAUUUUUGUAAUACUGCAACUUUAUUGUCAUGCAAUUUUAUUCUCAGAAUUUUAUUACCUUAAUCUCAUAAUAUUCUGACUUUAUUCAUAAGAUUAUUUCAACUUUAUUCUCUUAUUCACAUUAUUUCAACUUCAUUUUUUAUGACUUUAUUCUAAUAUUACAGCUUUAUUUCCUAUAAUAUUGCAUUCAUUCUCCUGCAGGUUUAUCCUCAUAAUAUGACUUUAUUCCCCUAAUUUUAACUUUAUUCACUUAUUUUGACUUUAUUCCCAUAAUAUUAUGACUUUAUUCUCAUUACAACUUUAUUCACAUUAUUUUGACUUCUUUUUUUUAUGACUCUAUUCUCAUAAUUCUACAAGUUUAUUCUCAUGCAAGUUUAUUCCCACAAUUUUAUGACUGUAUUUUCAUAUUUAUUUAGAUUUUUCUUAGUCUGGUCCUAAUACUCCAUUGUAAGUUUCAGUGAGUUUUAUUGGGAUUUAACUUGACAGACCAGCACAAUAAAACUUGGUUCUAGAACGUUUAAAUAUCUUCAUAUUCAUUAUAUUUUAAUAUAAUGAACCCUAAAUAAGAUGAAUUAUAACCAGUUGCCUGGUGAUUACCGUCGUUUGAUUCAGGUGUGUUAGUGCAGAUACGAUUAAAAGCACCCCAUUUUGAUUCAGAGUCAUGCAGCUCUUAAUAAAUUUAGCUGAGCUGGACCAAAUGCAAAAUUGGCUCCAGAGGUUUUAAAGGUUGAUUAUGAUUUUGAGUAGGAUUUGCAACUAAUAAAAUAAAAAUGUCAGUUUCAUCAGAAAAAUUAAAUUAUCUCCCUUCAAAAUCCUCAAGGCUGCAUUUAUCCCCGUCACUUCUGCCACAUUUUUUUCCUUUUGCUAAAUUUCCCAGCUUCUUUAGAAACUACAUUUUGCCUACUUUUCUUACUUUGGGUGUCCAACUUCAGGUUUUAAGUGCCGAUGUUUUGUCAGUUUUAGAUGUACUUUAACUCCAACGCAGCUGAUUCAAAUGUCAAAGUUCUGCAGAGGUUCUGCUACCAAAGCAUCAUCUGAU